UCACCUCUUUCCCAGAGAUCGACAAUGCUCGCCGCAACUCACCUCCGCCGUGCACUCUUGCAGACACGCACUCUGACCCGCGCGCUGACCACGACUGCGCCGCGUCUCGCCCCGAAAGCACAAGUAUUCCCAUUCGACUUUCUUCCCGCGAACUCGCUCGACACGAAGCCGCGCAUCAAGGGCCUCACUGAGAUCCGUGGUCCAUACUAUGCACCAGUGACGAAGACGUACCUCGACGAGCUCCUCAGCGACUGGGGCGACUAUGUAGAUGGGAUCAAGUUUGCUGGUGGGGCCUUCUCAUUGAUGCCAGAAGAAAAAUUGAGAAAUUUGAUUGAGACGGCACACAAACACAACUGCUAUGUGAGCACUGGCGGAUUCAUCGAGCGCGUGCUCUCUGCCUCAGGCGGUAACAAAGACGUGAUCUCCAAAUAUCUUACAGCAUGCAAGAACAUGGGCUUUGACGUGCUUGAGCUGUCCUCCGGCUUCUUGUCCAUUCCUACUGAAGACUGGGCAGCAUUGGUAGAAUUCACCGCUGCCCACAGACUCAAGCCGAAGCCCGAGGUGGGCAUCCAGUGGGGUGCCGGCGGCGAUGCUACUGUCGAGGAGCUCGAAUCCGCCGGAACACGCGACCCUAAGUGGCUCAUCGACCGUGCUAACACCUUCCUCCAAGCCGGUGCUCAUAUGAUCAUGAUUGAGAGUGAAGGCAUCACCGAGAACGUCAAGGCGUGGCGAACGGACGUCAUUUCUGCGGUGACCUCAGCGCUGCCCCGCGACAAGAUCAUGUUCGAGGCAGCCGAGCCGGAUGUGUUUGCGUACCACAUCCAGAAUCAGGGUGCACGCGCGAACCUCUUCAUCGACCACUCACAGAUCGUGCAGCUGGCGUGUCUGCGCCGUGGCAUCUGGGGCACGGGAAGCACGUUCUCAAGGGUAGUGACGUUCGAAGGCACGCAGGAUUAUGCGAAGGGGAAGUAAAUGAGCAAGUGCUUUCCGAUAUGAUUCCUACGCAGAUUUUAUGUAAGGUAGUCCACCUGUAAUAUAUAGCGUUUUCCUGGAAUCCUUGAUCCCAUC
Messenger RNA from Laetiporus sulphureus 93-53, 1068 nucleotides. Its product is annotated as 2R-phospho-3-sulfolactate synthase. Lineage: Eukaryota; Fungi; Basidiomycota; Agaricomycetes; Polyporales; Laetiporaceae. The transcript has 4 exons. The coding region runs from base 25 to 972 and encodes 315 amino acids. The record is from RefSeq and is a predicted model, not a curated record.